AUGGUGUUGGUGCUGCGAGCCCUGCUGCCCUGCCUCUGCACCCUGCUCUCCCUGGACCUGCUGCCUGGGGUGGAACCUGCCGUGCCCCUCGAGGACUUCUAUCCCUUUGGCCAGGACAAGGGGGACACCCAGACCAUCGCUCAGGACGACGGAGGCUCCGGGCUCGUGGAGAUCUCUGUUGCUUUCCCCUUCUUUGGAGACAGGCACACCGGACUCUAUGUGAACAACAAUGGCCUCGUAUCUUUCCUGAGGGAGGUGUCUCAAUUCACACCCGUUGCUUUUCCGAUCGCCGGGGACAGGAGGGUCGUAGCGCCUUUCUGGGCCGAUGUGGACAACCGCCGGGCAGGGAGAGUCUUCUACAGGGAGAGCCAGGAGCCUUACAUCCUGAGCAGGGCCUCGGGUGACGUCAGGACGUACUUUUCAGAGUUCCCCAACUUCAACGCAACGUGGGUCCUCGUCUCGACAUGGCACCAAGUUACUUUCUUCGGAGGCAACUCGCGCACACCGGUAAAUACUUUCCAAGUGGUGCUCAUUACAGACGGAGAGCUUUCCUUCACUAUAUUCCAGUACAAUAACAUCACUUGGACCACAGGCAUGCAUGCCAGCAGCGGGGGAAACCUGGCUGGGCUAGGAGGGAUCGCGGCGCAGGCAGGUUUCAACGCCGGUGACGGCAAUCGCUAUUUCAACAUCCCCGGCUCUCGCACGGCCGAUGUGGUGAACGUUGAGGGAACCACCAACGUGGGCUACCCGGGCAGAUGGGUCUUCCGUAUUGACAACGCACACGUAGAAGUGGGUGGCUGCAACAACUCCGCGUCGGUGUGCCCACACCUGCGACCAUGCCUGAACGGAGGCCAGUGCAUUGACGACUGUAUUACAGGCAACCCCUCCUUCACUUGCUCCUGCUUGGCUGGCUUCACCGGUCGCCGAUGCCAGAUCGAUGUCGAUGAAUGUGCUUCGUAUCCUUGCCAGAACGGAGGGACUUGCAAAGACCAGAUUAACAGUUUCAUCUGUCAGUGUCCUCCUGGAUACACUGGGAUUCUGUGUGAAACAGACCUUGACGAGUGCAAAGACAGACCGUGCCUCAACGACGCGCUGUGUGUACAAGGCGCUGGCAGCUUCACCUGCGUGUGUGAACCAGGUUACACUGGUGUCCUGUGUGAGACAGACAUAAACGAAUGUGAGUCGCAGCCCUGUCUGAAUGGAGGAGAGUGCAUCGAUCAGGUGGCCAACUUCACCUGUAUUUGUCCGUCUACCUUCACUGGAAUGCUCUGUGAGACAGCCCUGUGUGAGGAGGAGGAUUGCAAGAAGCACCAGAUUUGUGAAUACACCAGCUCCGGACUCUACAACUGUACAUGUGCUCCAGGCUUCUACGGUGACAAGUGUGAAGAGGAAUGUCCUUGCCAGAAUGGGGGUGUCUGUGUGGACAUCAAUGGGACUUGUGAAUGCCCUUCAGGCUACACAGGACUCUACUGUCAGUUUGAAGUAACCCAGACGCCGUGCAGUAACAGCAGGCCGUGUCCUGAUGGAGGUCCUUGUCUGGAGUACGGCGGGACCUACCUGUGUACAUGUCAGACUAGUGGAGUAGAAGUAGAUCAUAAGGACAUCUACCCCUAUGUACAGCCCCGAUCGGUCUGUGACUCCUUUCCAUGUCUGAAUGGGGGCUACUGCUACGAGCGGGACGGAGGCUACACCUGCGAAUGCAAAUACGGAUACUGGGGGAAGCACUGUGAGAAAGUCAGACUCAAUAGCUGCGCCUCUGGUCCCUGCCGCAACGGAGGCUCCUGUAAAGAAGAGGCAGGGAGCUACAGAUGCGUGUGUCCUUACAGAUUCACUGGAAAACACUGUGAAGUGGGGAAGCCAGACCCCUGUGCCUCGAGCCCCUGUCUAAAUGGGGGGACAUGUUUCCACUACAUAGGGAAGUAUAAAUGUGAAUGCACUGAGGCCUUCAGCGGCAGACACUGUGAAAUAAGCAGGAGCUCAGUGCAAACUUCAUCAGAGCUGAGCUGUGGGCCGCCCCCGCAAGUGAAGCACGCCGAGGUCCAGUUCUCCUCAACAACACCAGGCUCCAUGGCUGUGUAUAUAUGCCACUCCGGCUUCACGCCAGUGCCCAGAGCCACCCAGAGCAUCUGUGGUAUUCAGGGAGACUGGAGCCAGCCACCCAUUUGUGAGGAGAUCAACGAGUGCCUGUCACAGCCGUGUCUCAACGGUGGUACGUGUCGAAACCAGGUCGGAUCCUACCAGUGUGAGUGUAGCGAUGGCUUCAGUGGAAAUCGCUGUCAAACAGACAUAAAUGAAUGCCUGUCGGAGCCCUGUAAGCACGGCGGGACAUGUGAGGACCAGCCUGGCUCCUACUUGUGCCACUGUCCACAAGGCUUCAAAGGCCGCAGCUGUGAAAUAGAGCAGGACGCGUGCGACUCCAACCCCUGUCUAAAUGGAGGUGUGUGUCGGGGUUACAGGAGGCAUUACUUGUGCGUGUGCAAAGACGGCUUUUUUGGGGACCAGUGCCAGAUGUUGGAAGACCCAUGUGUACUGCAGCUUUGUGGAAACCGUGGCGUCUGCAAGACUGACAGGAGAGGGAACUACAACUGUGUUUGCAAAACAGGAUACACGGGCAAAGACUGUGAGAAAGACCUGUUGCCUCCCUCUGGUCUCCACGUGCUGCGUGUGGAGGAGAACGAGGUGGAGCUGCGCUGGGAUGAGCCGGAGCCCUCGCACAGCCUGAUCAGCGGGUUCGCCGUCACCUACGCUCCCCUGGGCCGCAGCGACCCCAAAACGGAUUACCUGGACAGGCAGCAGUCCACCCACGUUAUGCGAGGCCUGGUGCCCGGCCUGCUCUACAACAUCUCCACCUACUCCAUCAAACGCAGCAGCAACAGGAAAGACUCCAGCCAGCCUGCCACCGCACUAAUACGCACCAGACCUCGGCGGGUGGAGCAGCUGCAGGUGGUCAAUGUGUCUUCAUCUCAGGUCUGGCUCAGUUGGCUGGUCCAGGCAGCUCGCCACGCCGCAGUCAGCAGGGUGCACGUGUCUUUGUUGCCCUCAGAUGGGAGCGAGGCUCGCACUGCGGUGCUCAACACCAGCACCACUGAGCACACCUUCAGCUCAUUGCGUCCUGGUCAGAUGUACACAGUGGAUGUGCUGACUCAGAGUGGAAUCAGACCGGAUGAGUUUCCCUCCACCAGCCACUCAGCUGGACCCCUGCAGUUCUGGACAAGGCCCCUCCCCCCGCAGAACCUCUCCCUGUCACAUGUGACCACUAACUCAGCGCUGAUCACCUGGAGCCGCCACCCGAGAAACGUCCCAGAUGGCUUUGUGGUCAACGUGACCCGAGGGUUGAAUACCAGGAGUCGCUUCCUGCCCAAUGGGAAGUUAGGAUCAUAUACCCUCCGUGAACUGACACCAGGACAGCACUACUACGUAGCUCUCACAUCCGUCAAAAACACAGGGCAGGAGCAGAUCCACAGCGUUCCUCAGCACUUGGCCUUCACUACCUUGCCGAUGGAGGCCAGAUCACCAAGAAGAGAGAGGCCGACAGCAACUGGACAGGGGGGUCAGGUGGGACGCACACCUCCCCCAUCCCAGCCUCAGGACCUGGGGGGAACAGCAGAAACAGAGAACUCAGAGGAACUGCCCAGAUACACAGAGCUCAUUGACAGGAGGGGAAAGAUAACAGCGAAGUUCACUCACUUACCUCGAAAAGCCAUUCGACAUCGGAAUAAACCUGACCCGCCGAUUAGAUUAGAGAAGAUGGAAGAAACAACAAACAAAAUCAGCCUCGCACUGGAGAUUCAAGAGGAAGGUUUAAGAACGAAGCCUGAGUUGCCCCAGGACUGCCGCAGCCUGCCCUGCCAGAACGGGGGUACAUGUGUGAACGGAGGUGACUCCUUCAUCUGCGACUGCACAGCGGGGUUCAAGGGCAGACAGUGUGAACUGUCGUGCCAGCGAGUGCCACACCCGUGUACCCGAAUCUACUCUGAAACGAAGAGUGUGCCUGUGUGGGAGGGCGGAGUGUGCCACUACCUGUACAAAAGAACAUAUAAAGUACAGCAGGAUGUCUGUUAUCGAGAGAUUUGUGAACCGGUGCUUCCCAAGAAGAGUCAGGUCAGAAGAACAAACAGACAACAGUGAAGAGCACUUGGAUACUGAUGAAAGGACUGUCAUCGCUGUCAUGUGAAAAACCUCCCUGCUUCAAUUUUGGGUUUUUUUUUUUUUAUAAUCUACUUGAAGUAACUGAUUAUGGUCAUUUUUUUGUGCUGAAAAACCCUGUCAGAACCCACUGUAAUGUUUCACACACAGAUCGUCAUUCAUCUGAACAAAAACAAAACAAAAAAAAAAGCUUUCGUUUCUUAAUCCCUGACAGCUGCGUUUGUAGCUCCGUGCUUCACGAAGAGGCUUCGAUCAAUCAAGUGAAAAUGGCCCCAAAUCAUUUAUCAUUUCCGAUGUUUGACGACUGACUUUUUUCACACAAACACUCGUAUGCAAUUAUUGAUGGUAAGCAGUCCACUGCAGUGCAUCAGAGACCUUAUAUACCUCAUUUCCAUGUCCAUGCUGACACAUUAGGAGAGGUUUUUUUAUUUUUAUUUGUGAUUCAGCUGCAGGUUUGUCCCUCAGGGAAAUAACUGUAGAGCGUUAUGAGUCCCAGUCUUUUCCUUAUACCAGCCCCCUCAUCUCCUUAUAAAGACAAUGGGAAAUGUAUAUUUUUUUUCCACACCCCAUAAAUUCAUCUCUUCUCUUCUGACAAUGGUGCACAGUGUUUUCUGUGUAUAAAUAUCUUUCUCUGUGUCUCAGCAGGCAUCACUGCUCGCUACUCUGUAAAUAGUGUU
Messenger RNA from Seriola dumerili (greater amberjack), 4823 nucleotides. RefSeq names its product sushi, nidogen and EGF like domains 1 (gene sned1). Bases 1 to 4128 code for a protein of 1375 amino acids. The transcript is spliced from 31 exons. Gene Ontology annotation, biological process: Notch signaling pathway; cell-matrix adhesion. Lineage: Eukaryota; Metazoa; Chordata; Actinopteri; Carangiformes; Carangidae. Gene Ontology annotation, molecular function: Notch binding; calcium ion binding. The record is from RefSeq and is a predicted model, not a curated record.